Molecule: messenger RNA, 3420 nt
Organism: Saccharomyces kudriavzevii IFO 1802
Lineage: Eukaryota; Fungi; Ascomycota; Saccharomycetes; Saccharomycetales; Saccharomycetaceae
Gene: DSE4
Product: endo-1,3(4)-beta-glucanase
Exons: 1
Coding region: 1-3420 (1139 amino acids)
Cellular component (GO): cell surface
Molecular function (GO): glucan endo-1,3-beta-D-glucosidase activity; endo-1,3(4)-beta-glucanase activity
Source: RefSeq, a predicted model, not a curated record
AUGCAGUUAUAUCUGUCAAUCAUAUUUCUUUUAAGUUUUGUCGAAUGCUCUUAUAUAAGUUUCAUAUCGAAUAAUCCCGAUAGAGUAUUGGAGACCGAUGUAAUUGAAACUCUAACAUACACAACAGCGACGGUGGGCAAACCUUAUGUUGCACAAUCGGCAGUUGUGACAAGAGUAUCAGCAUCUUCUCAAAGUCCCUUAAAAAUUUCGUUGAAGAAUGAAGCAACAACUUCUUCAAUUAAUUCACAGAGUAGAGAUUCCACUUCAAGGACAGUGAUGCAGGGUUCGUUGUGGUCAUCAAACUAUGCAAGCAAAUCAUAUCAACCCUUGAGCUCAGGCUCUAGCAAUGAUCCUGCUGUGACGGGUCAAAAGACUAAUACAUAUGGUAGCUUCAGUAGUACUAAAAGUUGGGUAGACAAUUUAAGUUCGCUUCCCGAUGUGGCUUCAACUAUUUCCAGUGCACCAACAAUGCGUAAAAUCACGACAUUAUUAUCUCAGACUGCCAGCACCUCGACGUCAAUUUUGUUUUCUUCUUCUUUGCCUAUCUCAGGGACCCAGUUGAACGGUACACUAUUAACUUCUGUUUCAAUAGGUACGAAUAACCCAUUGGUAACUCAAGUGCCUUCCUAUUCAUUUCAGGAAACAAAAAUCGUUCCUUCUUCAUUGACUUCGAAUAAAACAAUAUAUACUGUCGCGAUCAGCACAAGUGCAGCUAGAGUUACAAGUGAGAAGUCAUCCGGUACUCCUUCGACUCAUCUUUCCUCAACUGUACUCUAUUCAUUAAACUCGACACAGAGCUCAGUCUACUCAGUAUCAUCUUUAGCAGCAAACCCCAUUUACCCAUCGAAUCCCACACAGAUCACACUUUCCUCAUCUCCAUCAGCAUUGUUGACAGAAAGCCAAAUUUAUACAUCAAAUUCAACAGAAAGCAUUCUUUUUUCUCCAUCACAAUCGCCUGCGGUAAGUCCAAUUUAUUCAUCGAACUCGACACGAAGCACUCUUUCUCCAUCACUAUCUUCAACGAUGACAUCCGUGUCUUCAACACUAGAUACGGUUUAUGUAUCAUCGUCUUCAAUGCUAGCUACCACUUCUUCGUCACCAUCUUCAACGCUAGCUACCACUUCUUCGUCCCAAUUUUCAACGCUAGUUACCGUUUCUUCUUCGUCGUCUUUUGAACAAACAAAUAUUUCCCCGUCUUCUCUGUCGAUCUCAACAAGUAGCAUGACUACGACAACGGAGAAUCCUUCAACCACAACUAUUGUGAACCUUUUCAAUGCUGUUUCGACAGAUGAACCGCCUACUGUUUUUGAAAGAUCACCAAAUCCUAUGUCAUUAGCUGAUGGGGUGUCAAGCAGUGGACCGAUUCAAACAAACAAGUUCUACACAAACUUGAUAGUUGGUAGCCAAGAAUCCCCUGCAUUUGUGUAUCCUUAUUCAUUAUGGAAAUACACAUCUUCCGAUAACUAUGGAUUUGCUGUUCAACACACAACAGAAGACCAAUAUGCCUACGGUAAUUCUGACAGUUCCGGUAACUCCGAAUACUUGGUCAAUCCCUUAGGAAUUGCCCAUGUCAUCUUCUCCGCUUCGAACUUUGAUUCAAGCAUGACUAUGCAGGUGGAUGAAAUGACCCUAUCUUCAACAAGGGUUGUACUAUCAGAGUCUAAUGAUUCUUCGGACUGUUUGGUAAUUCCCUUGGUUCAAGGUAUGGGGUUUGCAACCGGUAUAUACCAUGGCUCUUUGAAUGCCAAGAUUGGUUCCAGUGUUGGCUUCAAAACGGUUGUUUCUGAAUCAUCAGGAAAUUUAGCUCAAGGCAUUCUCAAAUAUCGUGUCACUCUUUUGAAUGGGGUUACUUGGUUAUGUUAUGCGAUAGGACCGAAUGAUUUAACUUCAUCCGGCUUUUCAUUACAGGUGACUUCAGAGUAUGAAAUCGAAGCAAACACAAGUAUCGAUGGACUUAUCAUUCAAUUAGCGGUGGCACCUUCUGAGACUGAUUAUGAAGUCUAUUAUGAUCAAGCUGCAGGCAUGUAUGUUACUGAUUUCAAAGUGCAAGGUGUUUCUGAUGGUUCCUCAGCUACCUAUGAAUUUUCUUACACCACUCAAGGUGAGUCAGCAUCAGGAAACACAAUGAUUUUUGCCUUACCUCAUCAUGAAUCUUCAUUUAGUGAUACGAUGCAAAACUCUUACACGGGCAUUCAACUUGCUUCCACUACGAAGGGGCUAAUGAACGGUUAUUUGACGACAAGUUUACAGUUUUCCACAUCUUUGAACAGACAAAUAUCAUGGCUACCAUGGUCCUCUCAACUUGGCUCUACUGCAUUAGAGUAUUCUGUAGAACAGUUGCAAUUAUUAGCUGAAGUCGCUAAUUCUGAGUUACAGGUCAGUAUUUCCGAGAGUAUAAGCGGUUUAAACACGUAUUACUUGGGUAAAGUGAUCGACAAGUAUUCCUACAUCCUUUUAACAGUGUCUGAAAUCAUUCAAGAUGAAGCCGCAACUGAGAGUACUUUAAAAAACAUUAAAUCCGCCUUUGAUACCCUGCUACAAAAUCAGCAAAUAUAUCCUCUAGUUUACGAUACAAAAUUCAACGGUCUAGUCAGUUCAGGGGAUUGGGCUUCGACCAGCACACAAUAUGAUUUCGGUAAUACCUAUUACAAUGAUCAUCACUUCCAUUAUGGUUACAUUAUUCAUGCAGCAGCCGUGAUCGGCUAUGUUGACUCUAAACUUAACGGUACCUGGGCCGCCGAUAAUAAAGAUUGGGUAAAUUCAUUGGUGAGGGAUGUUGCAAACCCAUCUGAUAAGGAUGAGUACUUUGCACAAUCGAGAAUGUUUGAUUGGUUCAACGGUCAUUCUUGGGCAGCUGGACUUUAUGAGAACGGUAACGGUAAAAACGAAGAGAGUAGUAGUGAAGAUUACAAUUUUGCAUAUGCUAUGAAGUUAUGGGGGGCAGCUAUUGGUGAUCUAUCAAUGGAAUUGAGAGGUGACUUAAUGAUUAGUAUAAUGAAGGAUUCAAUGAACGAUUAUUUCUAUUACCAAGAUGACAAUACGGUCGAACCUGAAGAAAUCAUAGGCAAUAAAGUAAGUGGUAUUUUAUUCGACAACAUUAUCGACUACACCACCUACUUUGGAACAAACACAGAAUAUAUCCACGGUAUUCAUAUGUUACCCAUCACACCAGUUUCUUCUAAUAUCCGUUCAGAGACAUUUGUCGAAGAAGAAUGGCAGACCAAAAUCGCGCCAAUUAUUGGAUCAGUUGAAAGCGGCUGGACAGGUAUACUGAAGUUGAAUCAAGCGCUAUUUGACCCGGCCGAUUCCUAUGCAUUUUUCAGUGAUUCGAAUUUUGAUUCAACCACUUAUCUGGAUAAUGGAAUGAGUCGCACAUGGGCAUUAGCAUUUUCAGGGGGGCUGGCAAACUCUAUUGCUUAA